Messenger RNA from Tetranychus urticae (two-spotted spider mite), 1786 nucleotides. RefSeq lists its product as uncharacterized. Lineage: Eukaryota; Metazoa; Arthropoda; Arachnida; Trombidiformes; Tetranychidae. The record is from RefSeq and is a predicted model, not a curated record.
CACAAAAGUUUAUUGUAAAGUAGUUUACUACAUGAAGAUAAAGGUAGGAAAACUGAAGGGUGAAGCAAGUUACAUGUAUUUUAAUAGAAAAUAGCCGAAUUUUAAGCCUCACGCAAUUCAAUCUCACAAAUCUCAUUUAAAAUAAUGAAUCUCAAAAUUUUAAGAGUAAUGUUAAACUGUGAGAAUAAUUAAAGAAAAUUUACCACCUUUGAGAUAAUUAACUAACUAGCAAGAAUCAGUAUAUAUGAUUAGAGUUUGAAUUAUCAAUUUCCCAUUCUUAGGUCGGAUCAAACCCAAUGGGUUUCUGGGUAAAAAACUUGUCUUAAACUUUUAAGGAAUAAUUUUUUCAUAGAUUUGUUGAGUGUAAUCAUCAUCAGAUCAAAUGGUAAUCCAAAACUUCAAAGAUCCUACAGUUUUCAUGGAGCGAGAUACAUUUUUGUCUAAAUUUCUGCGUAAACUAUCUAUCCAGUUGAAUUAUAUUCCUGGUGGAUCCACCAAAAUACGAAAAAUAUUCGGUUUCCUUUCAUGGCUUGGAGUAGUUGAAGUUGCCCUUCUUUGCAGCCGUGACUCCGUAUUGAUAUUUCUGGAUGAUGAUUCUGAUUACAUCUACAUCUUUGGUGAUUUUGCAGCUCCAGCUGGUAAAUUCCGCAAGCAGGCGACUCUCAUCUUUCUUCUUUACCUCUAUGGCAGUCUUUAUUCAGCAAUAUAUUUAGUUCGCACUCAAAAAUCACCAAAAUAUCAGGUAUGGAUCAAAAUGUUCAAAGCUUAUGACAACAGGAGUUGGCUAAACCAAAAGGCUGAAUUACAUCGUUUAUAUUGGCUGACAACUCGAAUAGAGUUAAUUUACUCAAUAUCAAUCACCAUUUCGUUGAUCUUUUUAUCAGCUGUCCUCACGAUUACUUUCCCUCCACGAUUCAUCCACUACACUUUGGCUCAUCAGUUAUUAAACAUCCACGGAGGUUACAAUUCAUGCAGCUAUUGGGGAAUCUCCUAUCUUUUGUUUCCAUCCUAUGGUUACUUGUUGGGUCAACGAUUGGAUAAAAUAUCUCACAAUCUAAAUAAAUGUUUGGAGCAAAUUAAUUCAAAUUAUUGUGUUCGCCAUCAAAUUAAAAGUACCACAAUUAGAAUUGGAAAUAUAAAAAGUGUAACACCACGUAAAUUAAUUAACCAGUUGACAAAACAGCUGAAACAGUUACAUAAUGCUUGCCUCUUCUGGUCUCGCAUAAGUGAACCCACUUUUCUUAUCUCUUUCAUCAACCAGGCUCUUCUUCUUUAUCUUAUUUUUUUCGUUCCCAUGUCAACUGGUUUUCGCUGUUUUCUCGCGGUUCUUGGUAUUUUUAAUUUCAUCUCUGGUCAAUGUUGUCACUUUUUUGCCGGAAUUUAUACUCAAAAAAAGAUCGACAAUUGCAUUAAAACAGCUCUAAAGCUUGGUUAUUCCCAGAUUGAUUGGCGUACCAGAUUCACCGUUCUCAGUGUGCUUGAAGCUGUCCAAGAAAGAAAGUUUUUCACCAUUUUCAAUGCGAUUGAGUUUUGCUCGGAACAUUAUUGCUUGGUCCUACUUGAAGGUGUUUCACUUCUAAUGCUGAUGAUCGCUACAUAUGGAUCAAGAAAUUGAAUGGUGCUUGAAAACAAAAAGUUUCAUUUUGAGAUAAAUAUUUAACAAGCAGACCUAUCUUAAUCAAUGAGCACAAUACAUUCAAUCCACUUUUAAAAGGCUCAAAUUAUUAGUGUAAAAAACCAAAAUCAAAAUGAAAAAACUAGAAUAAAAUCUAGUUCUAAAAAUGAA